Messenger RNA from Oikopleura dioica, 4491 nucleotides. NCBI's taxonomy places the organism in Eukaryota, Metazoa, Chordata, Appendicularia, Copelata, Oikopleuridae. The record is from the annotation of a GenBank genome assembly.
AUGGCCAUCGUCGCUGGAAUCAUCCGGCAUCCUUCCCUUGGCCAAGAUAUUACGCUGAAAGUUGUCAGGACUGAGAUUAUGCCCUAUCGUUCUGAUAAUCUAUUUUACUACGCUGGUGAUACGAUUGAUGCCGACUUGCUUUUAUCUAAGGAACGGCUUGAUAACGACAAUUACUAUUUUGUGAAGACAUUUUUAAAGAAGCCCAGUUAUCAAGCCAUUCAAAAGUUUUGUCGAUGGCAAGCCGACCAAAACUACCACAACCCGCUUGACAAAAAACACUGGGAUACCUCUGUGCUCAUAACCAAAAAAAACUUAUGUUCGCUUAACGACCCCAGUUGUAACACACUUGGAUUGGCGGAAAAGUACAAAAUCUGUUCACCAAGUAAAUCCUGCGCGAUUAUUGAGGACACAGGCAUGGCUACAGCUUACACUAUUACCCACGAGAUUGGGCACUUACUUGGUGCCAUUCAUGACGAUCACCCACGAUGCCAGGCGAUCGCGAAGGAAGAAGGUAUCAUGGGCUCCGUCUUCCUUUAUCCAUCAGAAACAAUGAUCGGACCUUGGAUGUGGUCGAAGUGCUCAUCGCAGAAGAUCGGCGACCUCAUCAAUCAAGGACUAGGAAACUGCAUGAUGCGUAGGACGCGGGAGUUUUCGGUGCGAAGUCCAACUUUGAUCCAGCCACAGGCUUCCCUCUACACUGGCAGGACUCAUAUAUCACCGGAUGUUCAAUGCAAACUAGUCUUUGGUCAUGAUAGUACAAGCUGCUCACGAGGCCCGAGCUGCUCAAAGCUCUGGUGCAAGACAAGAGCCAGAGACGGGUCGGAACUGUGCGCGACUAGACAUCAACCUUGGGCAGAUGGAACUGCUUGCGCUGCUGGAAAAGCAUGUUACCAUAAGCAAUGUGUCUCUCGCUCUCAAGCGAACCCGCAUCUACCUUUCGAUGAAUCGGUAGAUGGUGGUUGGUCUCAAUGGUCAAGUUGGUCGUCAUGCUCGUCGACUUGUAAAGGCGGGAUUACAAGUUCAAAUCGAAUUUGUAACAAUCCAAUCCCGCAAAAUGGUGGGGCAGAAUGCGAAGGAUCAAACUCAAAGCAUAGAUUCUGUAACUCAGACCGUAACUGCCCUGUUUCCACGGAGGACCCUCGUGACAUACUGUGUAAAAAGUUUCAAAAGAAAGUCGCGCUCAAAGCUCAAUGGAUGGACUCCUCUGACCGGGUGUGCAACCUCUUUUGUGUUGAUCCAGCGAGGUCGUGGCACAUCAGCAACAAUGGUCCUGUUCAAGACGGCACUUUGUGUCGUCCCGACCGCAGCGGUAUCUGUAUCAAGGGUGAAUGUCACGAGCUAGGAUGUGACGGAAACAUUGACUCUUUGGCAAAAGAAGACACUUGCGGCGUCUGUAAUGGGGAUGAUAGCACCUGUAAGACCUUCCGGAAGAGAUUUUAUCCUCGUGGAAGGGGAUUUGUACGAGUUGCGGAAAUUCCCGAAGCUCGUAAUCUUGUUAUCAAGCAGCUAAAUUCGCAUGCAUCUGAUGAAGUUUAUCUGGUCCUGAAAAAAGACGGAAAAAUAAUCUUCAACGGCCACGACUUUCGAAAUCAAGAAACUAAGGUCAUCUGGGGAGAGGAUUCUUCACGACCGCUAGUCAUUGAGUACUCCGGAUAUGGAGCUAAAAUGAAUGAGCAGAUCAAGGUCAAUCACCUCAUGAGCGAUGGGCUAGAAGUUUAUGUUUUCAAGUCAACAAAGCAGCGCUACGCUUCUUUGGAAAUCAAUUAUAGCUACAGCAGUUUGUCAGAACGGAAAAUUUCUCGCGAAACAUUCGAUUGGAAAUAUUCCGGCUGGUCAAGUUGUUCUUCUCCAUGUGGUGGUCACAGGCAACGCGUUCUCACAUGCAGGUCCAGUAUUUCAGGCGCUACAGUUUCCUCGUCAAGAUGUUCCCCAACAAGCUUACGAUCGAGCGAAUCAGAAAAAUGCGACUCUUCAAAAUGCAAACUUGAGUGGAGAUCCGUCCAGGGCGAAUGCAGUACUUCAUGCGGCCAAGGAACAGCGAGGCAAUCAAACUAUUGCAUAAAGGUUUCACUGAUCGACAGCUCGAUAGAGCGAAUGGCAAAGACCUAUUGUGAGGAAGAACGAAUCCCUGCACCGCCAGAAAAUAUUCCUUGCUACCAAGAUUGCUCUGAUGCUAAGUGGAAGCUUGGAUCAUGGACUGGAUGUUCAACAAGCUGCGGAAGAGGCGUGAGAAGUCGCCUAGCAGUCUGUAGAAGUUCCACAGGAGUUGUCAUUGAUGAAAAGUAUUGUGGAAAAAUUUCUGAGCCGAUCGUAGAAGUCUGCCACUUGGAUAACUGCGCGGACUGGGCAGAAGAAGAAUGGUCGAGUUGUAGUGUUACUUGCGGAAAUGGCCUUCAAUCGAGAGCGGUUAUUUGCAAACGUAACGGUCAAAAAGUCCAUAACUCUUACUGCAAUCGGAGCAAUAUGCCAAUGAUGUACCAGCAGUGCGAAAUGAAGGACUGCAACGCUUGGGAGUUCGGAGAAUGGUCAGUCUGCAGCGCGAGUUGCGGAGAAGGUAGUCAAAGUCGAUCGGCCCGUUGCUUGACGUCGAAUUGCCCCAAACUCGAGCGCGAGACUGUCCAAAGAUCCUGCAAUACUCAUCGCUGUCCAAAUGAGUCUGAAUGGGCCUUGGAACCGUGGACACAAUGUUCGAACAGUUGCGGAUCGGGGACUAAAAGAAGAGUCGCGAAAUGCGUGAAAAGCGGAACAGAUCUUCCUUCGCGCGACUGUCCUCCAGAAUACAGACCACGUGACAUAGAAGAAUCUUGCUUCUCCCUGGCCGGCUGCCAGCGUGAACUUCCCAAACCAAAGUGGGAGGUGACCAGUGACUGGACCACCUGUAGUACCACUUGUGGUCAGGGAGUAAAAACACGGCAGGUUGAAUGUCUUCUCAACGGAGAGCGUGAGAACGAUCAAUCAGAGUGUGACGAAAGCGAAAAACCAGUGGCACGGGCUUCUUGUGAGCUAUUUUCAUGCAGAUAUCUUUGGAAAUAUUCUCAAUGGUCUGAAUGCAGUGCGACAUGCAAUAAAGGAGUUCGUUCGAGAAAGCAAGAAUGUGUGCGAGAUGAUGGACGGGUCGAAGAUGAUAUUUAUUGCCGACAUGUUCCAAAGAAAGACAAAGAAGCUGAGAUUGAAGAGUGCUGGAAAAAGGCGUGUCCACAAUUUGAAUGGAGAACGGGAAGAUGGACGCGCUGCGAUGCAAAAUGUGGCCAUGGAAAGCAAAACAGAAAGGUUUUCUGCGUCAAAGAUUCCAACAAGCGCGUUCACUCCCGCUACUGCAUGAAAAAAUAUUCCCGCGCUGCCAGACCAAAGAAGACCAAACGAUGCCGCGCAGAGAAAUAUUGCACAAGGUGGAGAUCUACCGAGUGGUCCCAGUGUGAUAGCACUUGUCAUCAAGGAAGGGAAGUUUUUUGCCAAGAACGACACACGAAGAAAAAAUUGCCGGAAGAGCAAUGUCAUAAGAUCGAAAAACCGAAAGAAAAACGUGGUUGCAAAAAUAACUGCCUCCGUGGAAUUUGGAAGGUGUCGAAUUGGAGAAGUUGCUCAGGAACCUGCCAGUCGGAGAACGACGCAAUGCCAACCAAGUCUCGUCGAAUCACUUGUAUAUCUCCAUCAAACGGGGCGAAAGUACAUAGAAAUGCAUGCAGUCACAAAUCAGCGCCGCUUUCUCGAAGAGCUUGCUCAAACUUGCCAAACUGCGAUAGCGUUGGAAACGACUGGGAAGUUGGAGAAUGGGGCCCAUGUUCGGCGAAAUGUGGCGGCGGGCUGCAAACUAGGCCCGUUACUUGUCCGGAAGGAAAGAGUUGUAGCAAGACAAAGCCUCGCACGAGCGUAAAGUGCAAUCAACAACGAUGCACGGCGAUGCACUGUCGCGAUGUUCAAAGACUCAAUUCAACAUCUACAGACGGCGAAUAUGAAAUUAUGAUAAAUGGAAAGCCGAUAACUAUCUUUUGCUUUGCUAUGUCUUCACCAGAUCCAGAAGAAUACAUCACCUUGCUGGAAAAAGAAAAUUUCAGCUUUGUUUACCGCCACCAAUUAGCUGAUAAUUCUAGCUGUCCCGUGGAGGGCGUCGCGCCACGUCUCGCAUCUGAGGCGAAAAUCAAGGGAGGAAAGACCUUAUUUCACAAAUUGCGCUUUUUUCCGGAAACGCUUGAAGUUGCUACAAACGAUGUUGCAUUCUCCACGUCCAAGGGUACCCCAGUCAAAUUCGCGCAAGCUGGAGACUGCUUCUCUUCCGGCAACUGUCCACAAGGAAGCUUCUCAAUUAAUCUCUCCGGCACUGGUUUCGCCGUCGCCAAGGAUCAAAACUGGAUGGUCAAGGGCAGCCACGGGACGAUGAAAAUGUGGCGCGCGCCCGACGGAACUCGCCUGCAGGCGCGUUGUGGCGGACUCUGCGCGCAGUGCAUUCCGGAGAAAAGGAACCGAAUCAAGCUCGCGCUUACACUGGACUAA